Molecule: messenger RNA, 1821 nt
Organism: Scedosporium apiospermum
Lineage: Eukaryota; Fungi; Ascomycota; Sordariomycetes; Microascales; Microascaceae
Product: 1-alkyl-2-acetylglycerophosphocholine esterase
Exons: 3
Coding region: 1-1821 (606 amino acids)
Molecular function (GO): protein binding
Source: RefSeq, a predicted model, not a curated record
AUGUGCGAGCUCGUGGACGCCUUCCACAUGUCGUCUCUCUCCAUCGCUCAGGUGACAGCACCACAGACGAGGAAUUCCAAGAGUUCAUGGAAUUUGAAUCUCAUCAAUACAAAUGGAAUGGCCCUGUCACCUCAUGACGGGUACAGCGCCCCGUACCAAAGGAUCCUCGACGAACUGCAUCGCGCCCAAUACAGUGAAAGAGAAAGUAUCAUCCAUGUGGCGCAUCACCUAAUUCUCACCUCCCGGUCCUCUUUUAUCAAAUUUGCCACGCUAUCGCUGCUCGCUACGGUAGUGCUGCUCCUGCCUGUAGCAGGGAACAAGGACGACGGAUACCUGGAUCUCAUUUUGCCGUCUCUUGUGGAGAUGGCAAGGCAAAUUGGGAACUUUGGCGCUGCCUGCUCCCUGAGGAAAUUCAUACUGCGCCGGCAGCAUGAGAAGUCCAAGGAGGAGAAGCCCGGUGAUAGCUUGCGUCGGAAUAUAUUCGAAUACUACAACGAUUGUCAAAGUCUAACAAGAGCCGCCGCUGCUAGUGGAAAAUGUCAACUUCCUUCCGAGUUUUCAUCGGGCCAAAACGCCUUCCCAGUUCUUUCAACCUUCGGCAUAGGCUGGCAGACUCUCUUAGACGGAGUUGCUGACGGUAUAUCCUCCACAGCCGACGGCUUUGGCCGCCCACUCCUCCACGUUAUACUGGAUGAAAUGCCCAGCUCGGACUCUCCACUCUGGGCCUUCAGUCAGUCCAACGAUCAAAGACUUCAAGGGCUCUACAAGCGGAGUGGUGUAAACACUCAGGACGCCCUUGGACGCACAGCUCUGCAUAUAGCUUGUUCAAAGGGUCUCGAUUCCGCCGCUCGCUCACUUGCUCAAGCUGGUGCGAGCUUCGACUUGAGUGACUCCAUCGGCAGGAUUCCACUUCACUGGGCCCUCCUCGAGCGCUGCGGCAAGGCCUUGGAAUCGUUUUGCGAAACGGAGAACCGACAAUGCCUCCUACAUCGGGCUGAUUCGACCUCUUCAACGCCGUUAUCAUUGGUCUUAACGCUAUGUGAAUUGGGGGACGACUUUUCGAUGGAGGCUUCGUCAAGGUUGCAUAAUCUUUGGUGUACCCACAGGAGAGGCAGCUGUAAAGAGCAUGAAGGAUGGGGUCUUUUGCACCUCUCCGCCAUUCAAAAUCGCAGUACGGCAGCUACGUGGUUGCUUGAUGCCCACUUUCGUCCCUUCGACUGCUAUAGCAAGUCUGGCCGAACUCCACUAUCCCUUGCCGCGGAGAGAGGACACGUCGAGGUUUUGCAGGUAUUUCUCCAAACCACCGAAGUGGACCCAGAUUCUCAAGACAACUCUGGCAGGACGCCAUUGUCAUGGGCAGCAGAGAACGGACACGAGGAGGUCAUCCGAGUGCUUUUAGGCAGGUCACGUCAACCUACUCUCCACCCUGUUGACCCUGACAGGAAGGAUGAAUUUGGGCGCACGCCUCUGUAUUAUGCAGUCUCUCGCCGUCGGCUGAAUGCGGUGAUUCUCCUUCUGGCCACAAACAACGUGGAUCCGCUAUCGGAAACAAAUGAAGGAGAGACACCCUUCUCCAAGGCUGAAGCUUUGGAGGAUCUGUUGGUUGUGGAUGCCCUUCACGGAGCCCUUAGGGCUAAACCCUCUAGGACUCACGCUCUGUACUCGGCAAGCGAACGGAAAUCCCCCGGUGGAUUCUUCACUGGGUUUGUUAGAGGAAACGACGAAAAUUGGAAUGCCACCGAAGCCACCGGCGAUGACGCUCUCCAGAAGUGCAAAAUGAAAGGUAUUUCCGACUUUAGGCGCUUUGAACGAACCAAGUGA